Messenger RNA from Tripterygium wilfordii, 1612 nucleotides. Its product is annotated as kinase-interacting family protein-like. The transcript is spliced from 3 exons. Gene Ontology annotation, molecular function: actin binding. The record is from RefSeq and is a predicted model, not a curated record. NCBI's taxonomy places the organism in Eukaryota, Viridiplantae, Streptophyta, Magnoliopsida, Celastrales, Celastraceae. Bases 189 to 1205 code for a protein of 338 amino acids.
CUCACUUUCGCGGAACUUUUGGCGAUCUACUCUCCUUAUCUCCAUACGUACUAUUCUUUACUAAAGCUCUGCUGCUCUGGUCUGAUCAUAACACACAGGUGAUCCUAGAGCUAUCUUCCACGCCGUGGAUUUUCUACCUCCGACGAGGGCCGUGGACUUUCUGAUUAAAAGCGAUUCCCUCAACAGUGAUGGAAAAGGCUGCAUCAAAUCAAUCUCUUCAACCUUCUUCCAAGCAUCCAUGGGAUGUACCUGCUCUUGCUGAUUUGGAUGAGAGAUUGAAAGCAAUGCUUAUUACUGCAUUCGAAGAAGAGGACAAUGCCGGUGAUACCUUUGCUGAACGAGCAGAAUGGUACUACGAGAAGCGCCCUCAGCUUCUCGCUCUCCUCAAGGACUUGUACAACGGAUACAUCACUUUGUUGAACAGUUGCAGCCGAAGUCAAAGCACACUCAGCAGGCACCCUUCUCAGGUCCUGGCAAUUGAUCACAUAUGCCACAUUCGAGAGGAAGAAUAUGAUGCCGAGGCCAGCCAAAUUGACUCGGAUGCUGAAUGCUCUCUCUCUUAUCAACAGCCAAUUUCUGCGCAAAAUCACAGCAUUGACGACAUUGUUGCAGAUCUUGUGAUCGAGAACAUGAAGAAUGAUUUAUUAAAGGACCAAUUAAAUGACAUGGACACAUUAUGCCAUGAGGCGUUGAGGAAGAUAGAUCUGUUAAAGAAAUUACUUGAGCUGUUAGAAUCUGAGAGGAUGGUGUUACUGAAUGAGAAUGCAGGGUUAAGGUACAGGGUGUCAGCUCUUUUGGAGGAGAAUGAAGGGUUGUUGUCUGAGUCAAUGUUUAUGAAGAGAAGAGCAGCAGAGAUGGCCAGGUGUGUGCUAAAGAUGAGGGAGGAUCACAGAGUGUGUAUGCUCAAUCAGAAGAUUGAUAAUCUGCAAGAGCAAAUAUACGGGUUGGAAAAGAAGAACAAGGAGUAUUAUCAGCAGCUGGUGAAGAGGCACCGGACUGACAAAGAAGAGAGAAGCAGCAAUUUGAAGGGGAAUGGGAAGAGCAUUGGAGUUCCCGGGGAAGCUUUAGGUUCUGAGGGUUAUUUCCAUUUUGAGGUCACGAAGAGGGACGAAGAUAAUGGUGGAAAGAAAGAGGUCAGUUGGUGGAAAAGGGUUAAGACCAUGAAUUUCUUUAUCUGUGGCCUACACCAAAGUUACACUUUUUAAUGCCUACUGUUCCUCUAACUUCCAUAAAACAGGGUACCGUAAGUAGUAUUAGUUAUGAGUAGGUCCAAUCAACGAAGAUAUAAGGCGCCUUCUGGGUAAGAAAUCUGCCUCAUUGAUAUGGGCGUAUGUCAAUUUGGAUCAGCCCUUGAUCCUGAGCAAGGAUAGACUGCUCGACACAUCCAAGCUCGACUGCUUUACACAUCCAAGCUUGAAGGGGUCUCGAAUCGUUGGAUCUGUGCUGAGUUUGAAUUGUUGUUCUGGUGUUUGCUGAUGUUCUUUGAAAGUUCUCGCUUUGUUCAUGAAUGGCAAGAGCGGUUUUUGUACAGGGUAUUAAUGUCCAAAAAUUGUCGCUAGAGAUGCAAAAAACCGGUAAAAAAAAAAAAUAGUGGACCGUGCAGUUCUUGACA